UUGGCGCAGCAAUGAUGCGUUUCAUCCUUCUGAUAUUUGUCUUGGUCAAGUCUGGGUGCGCACAGCACCCGAGCGCACUUGUAGAAGAAUUUCACCCACCUCUUCCGAUUCAGGUUUGUGAUGAGACUGGAUGCCAGACUGAGGAUACUUCAUUCGUGAUGGAUCCAUCUCGGCGUGGUUUGAUGUCAGUCGCCGACAACGAACAAACGAAUUGCCGGACAAGCGAUGGAUAUGAUCCCGUCCUAUGCCCAGACGGGCUAACUUGUGCAGAGAAUUGCGCUAUUUCUGGUUUCACCCAAGAAGAUUAUGACGUCAAAUGGGGAAUUUCUUCCGAAGGAAAUGCAAUAACGUUUAGAUAUCUUACAGAUUACACCAUUGGUGGUGGAGGGUAUCUAUUAGCUACCGAAGAUAAGUAUAAAAUGUUUAAAAUGAAAAAUCGUGAAAUCGCUUUCGAUGUGGACAUGUCCAAGCUUCCUUGUGGAUUGAACGGAGCGCUAUUUUUCGUCGAGGUUGAAGAGGACGGGGGAAUGGCUUCUUAUCCUAGUAAUAAAGCUGGAGCCAAGUACGGAUUAGGAGUGUGUGAUGGUCAAUGCAAGCAUGACUUGACAUAUUAUGGAGGCAAAGUCAACGUUGACGGCUACGCGGAGGAAGGUGCAUGCUGUUUCGAGUUCGAUCUCUGGGAGGCUAAUGCAUGGGCAACCGCCUAUACGACGCACGGCUGCUCAAUCCAAGGCUACUAUUUGUGCACUGGAACUGAGUGCGGCGACGGUGAUGAUAGAUACAACGGGGUCUGUGACAAGGACGGCUGUCUCUACAACAGCUUCAAACUGAACGAUCACUUCUUUUAUGGAGCAAACGAAAGCUUUGUUAUUGAUACCAGAAGACCAUUCACAGUAGUGACUCAGUUUGUAACUGUAGAUGGAACAGACUCAGGAGAUCUGAAUGAAGUAAGAAGGAUAUACGUUCAAGACAACAUCGUAAUAGAAAAUUCUUUCGCCAAUUAUCACGGAUUAGAAAACUAUAACUCCAUAUCUGACGACUUCUGUGCUGAUUUAACCGCAUACAUUGGAGGAGCCAAUUACGCUGCAUCCGUGGGGGGCAUGAAAGGUAUUGGUGAUGCCCUGGACCGCGGGGUUGUGCUGGAUUUUGCUCUCUGGGCCGACUCAGGCUCCUACAUGUUGUGGCUGGACGGUCUCUUCCCGCCUGACGCCGACCCCGCAACCCCUGGUGCCUUGAACGGACCUUGUCCGGCUGACAGCGGCAGACCCGACGAUAUUAUCGUUGAUUACCCAGAUGCAGCCAUUACAUUCUCUAAUAUCAAAUAUGGAACUAUUGGUUCAACUUUCAGGAGGAAGUUAUGAGCUAUAAUCGUUCUGCGAACGAUUCAACCCGUGUUGUUUUAUUUCUUUUGUUCUGACAUGCCAUGUUGAAUUGAAAUUUUUCCUACCUGCUGCCGAGUGAUGAAUCCAUGCCUGCCUAUAAGUAAAGUAACCUAUAAAAUAAAUUUUCAAAAAGUC
Molecule: messenger RNA, 1517 nt
Organism: Hyalella azteca
Lineage: Eukaryota; Metazoa; Arthropoda; Malacostraca; Amphipoda; Hyalellidae
Product: exoglucanase GH7B
Exons: 3
Coding region: 12-1361 (449 amino acids)
Biological process (GO): carbohydrate metabolic process
Molecular function (GO): hydrolase activity, hydrolyzing O-glycosyl compounds
Source: RefSeq, a predicted model, not a curated record